This is a messenger RNA of Lolium perenne, 1386 nucleotides long. RefSeq lists its product as uncharacterized. The record is from RefSeq and is a predicted model, not a curated record. Gene Ontology annotation, cellular component: plasma membrane. Lineage: Eukaryota; Viridiplantae; Streptophyta; Magnoliopsida; Poales; Poaceae.
CCCGUCAUCUCCCCACCGAUGCCGUCAGUGAUCUUUCAAACUUGUUUUUCCUGCUCGCGUCCUCUCUUUUCGGGCCACGCAAACCAGUUAAAAGCCCGCUCACUCGCCCAUAGCCCCACACAUCCGUGUCGCCAUCGCAGCACACCGCACGAUAGGACCCUAACGCUCGCCUGGCCUCGCGUCCAAAUGAAGAUCAUCUGCCUCCUGGCGGCGCGGCGCGCCGCGUCGAUCAUCAUCGAGUCGUCGGUUUCCGAGCGCCGGCACGACGAGGCGGGCUUCUUCGACCUCGACUUCUCCUCCAGCUCCAGCAGCCUCUCAUUCUCCGACUCCGACGACGAGUGUACGGUGCUCGACUUCAUCAUGUCCCUGCAGCGGAGCAGCUCCACUUCGCCCCACUUACCCAUCGUGCCGCAAAAGUUCUGCCCGUCGGAGCCUCCGGCUAGAGCCGACAACUUACCGUCUCAGCAGCACGGCGACCGUAAGCGCGGCAUCGGCACCAUGCGCACGCUCAGCUUCGAUGCCCGGAAGGCAGUACCGCGUUACGAUGGCGGGAGCCACAGCUUCGCCCGGAGUUCUAGCCGCCGCCGUAGUUUCGCCCGGAGCACCUAUGCAAGCGCGCAAUCGCUCCGGCUGUUCUUAAACGCGCCGCCCCAUGCGACAGAAGACGGCGAGCACCACGCCGCGGAGCAGACCUGCAGGCGCGCGCCGUCCUGCAACGUCAUCCGGAGGUGUCUGGCAAAAUUCUCGCGCCGGCUCCGCACGGCCGCGAGUCCACGGGUCGCCGAGGCGAGAGGGCUCCGUCGCAUGCGCAAAUGCCGGUCGGCCUUGUCCGCGACGCCUAGGCCAAGCUCGCUGGCACGGCGUGACGACUCGGCCGUCGAGAAGCAGGACAGCAUCGCCGACGCCAUCGCGCACUGCAAGGAGUCGCUCCACCGAGCUUCCACGUCCGACUGCGAGUCACCCAUGCUUCGGUCAAGGGGUGACCUGGGGAAAGGCGAAGCUGAGUAGCUCGCCGGAGCUUAUCAUGGCUAGUUGGCUACCAUCCCCAUCCUGGCGGCCUCUGGUCGCCGAAAUGGAGGUCCGAACUGGAAGCUUCCCAUAAAGGUAAAGGAUAAAGAAGAGGGCGGAUUUCAGCAAGGUGUCAAGGACAUGCGGCGGUUAAGCUCCGGAGAUCUUCCAAUAGUGUUUGUGAAUGUGUGUCGUGUGUGUUUCACCUUUCACGUCCUUGAGUUUUAGUUUGAGGACUUUUGGUUAGUUAGAAGGGUGGUGAAAAGGGCCCUCUUUUUAGGCUUUGUUUACCCCUAAUCAGUCAAUCACAUUCCCUCAUGUCACGUGGAAGAGCGUGGAUUAAUGUAGCUGCGUCUUUUGGUGUUCUUUUGCUCCUCA